Limulus polyphemus (Atlantic horseshoe crab) is the source of this 1505-nucleotide messenger RNA. RefSeq lists its product as uncharacterized. NCBI's taxonomy places the organism in Eukaryota, Metazoa, Arthropoda, Merostomata, Xiphosura, Limulidae. The record is from RefSeq and is a predicted model, not a curated record. The coding region runs from base 25 to 1041 and encodes 338 amino acids. The transcript has 4 exons.
GUAACAUUUUAGUUUGUUUUAGGUAUGAUAUCCUGUAUGAGAUGUUUAGAAGUACAGUCCAGCUUUAUUGUGGCAGAAUCUGAUAUCUUCACAGAAAGUGAUGCUUUUAGUUCUAGUACAGAAAAUGAAUCGGAACAUUUAUAUGAUGGUUGUAUGGACUGUCGUUAUCGUCAACAGGUGGCGCUGCUGGACAGUCUUCCAGAAGCUGUAGUGAAAGCAAUUAAAGAUGCCUGUGACCAGGUUAACAAAGGCAUUAUGAACUGGUUGUUUUGUCAUCGACCAGUCAAACUUCUGUCACUUCUGUCUCUUCCAUAUGUACUGCCUAUUGACAUUACGAUUGUCAUAUUUUGCAAAUUAUGGCAACUAAUGCCAGCUUUGCAGAAAGAACUACAGAUAAAUCUGACAAAGGUUUUGAACCUUCUAAAAUCCAUUAUAAACAGACUGAACAAGAAAAGUCGCAUGCACAGUGCUAAAUUUUCAUGUCAGCUUGCUGUCACUGAGUACGACUAUACUAGAGAUAAAGAUACACAUGAGUAUGGUGUAACCCCGAAGAGGCCUACUGAAUUCAGUCGUGCUAAAAGAAAGUCAUUUGCAGGACAGGAGGGUGACCCUUCACCUCUAAAGAUCCAGAGAAGGCAGUCCAUUGCAACAGACAUGUACAUCCCAGAAAGAGUAAUCAGCACUAUGAACUUGGGCUUUACAGUAAAUCUGGGAAACACCGUUAAGACAUCCAAUAAUAAACGGCGAAACGUUAUGGAUGCCUUUAAGUCUUUCGGUAGUGAUCACAGUGAGUUAAAUGCUAUUGAUAUUACAAAUAAAGCCUUAAACUGGGACCUGACUAAAUACCAAGGCAGUAUUGAUCCACAGUAUGCUGAUGAUUUUGAACACAUUUUAGAAACGACUUCGAAACAUGAAGCUCUGAUGGCUUUCUAUUACAUGGAUGAGAAAAUGCGAGUAAAAGUGACAGAAAUUUUUAACAUUUCUGAUCCAGAGCAUAAUCCAAGAGAACCAAAAAAUAAAGAAGUAAAUCCUGAAAUAUAAGGUAUAUGAAUGUGAAAACCAUUUGUUAAAUGCAGUACUUAUUUAGAUAUUUUAUUGCUAAGCUUGAAUUCUUUAUGAAAUAUUAUCUAGUGACAUUUCCUAAUUGUAAAUACUGAAAUCCUUGUGCUUCAGUAAAAUAUAUAUAUAUAUUUAUAUUAUGUAUGGCAUAUUUAAAUAGCCACUUAAUAUAUUGCCCCCCAGUGGCACAGCAGUAUGUCUGCGGACUUACAACGCUAGAAUCCGGGUUUCGAUACCUGUAGUGGGCAGAGCACAGAUAGCCCAUUGUGUAGCUUUGUGCUUAAUUACAAAGAAACUUAAUAUAUUAUUAUUCUAAAUACUGGAAAAGGUUUUCAAAUUAUAUCAAUUAUGUUUUCAAAUUAUGUCUAUAUUCUUCCAUGUAAUAUGAUAUAUCAAUAAGAUUUGUUUUAUCCUAUUCCUUAAAUUCCAUAACAAAAUUUUGUGUU